Labeo rohita (rohu) is the source of this 3109-nucleotide messenger RNA. RefSeq names its product phosphatidylinositol-4-phosphate 5-kinase, type I, alpha, b (gene pip5k1ab). The coding region runs from base 305 to 2098 and encodes 597 amino acids. Gene Ontology annotation, biological process: phosphatidylinositol metabolic process. The record is from RefSeq and is a predicted model, not a curated record. The transcript has 17 exons. NCBI's taxonomy places the organism in Eukaryota, Metazoa, Chordata, Actinopteri, Cypriniformes, Cyprinidae. Gene Ontology annotation, molecular function: phosphatidylinositol kinase activity.
GACGUUGACAAGGCAAGACUGUCGUCGGUAUAUAUGCACAUUUAAACUGCGGAUAUUAUGUUAAUUAUACAUAAUUAUUUGGAAAAAUUAGAUCUUCGCAUUUAGCAUCAUAUAAAAUAUCUAACAAUAGUUUGCGUUGACAGUUGUUAGAAACGCUUUUUUGUAUUAUUAAAUGAGUAACGUUAGUUCUCAUAGUCUCAAAUAGGUCAGUGUAGGGUGCCAGAGAGUCUGUCCAGGCGGAACCGGACACUAGUCUGUCUGUUUGGUUCCGGUCAGGGAUCGGGUCCAGUAAACCCGAAUCAAAAUGGCGUCCGCCGGUCCACCCGACACGGGCUUAUCCGCCCCUCCAGAUCUGAGGACUCCAUUUUGGAGGCUGUUGGCCUCUCAGAGAGGGUCCAGCGGCGUUCGAAAGAUGACCUUGACGGAGGGGCCGGGAUCAUCUCAGAGUAUGAAGAAGACUAUUGGUCACAGAGGAGUUGACCCCACAGGAGAAACAACUUACAAAAAGACAACCUCCUCCGCCCUCAAAGGUGCCAUCCAGCUGGGAAUCGCACACACGGUGGGCAGCCUAAGUCAGAAAGCAGAGAGAGAUGUUCUCAUGCAGGACUUCUAUGUAGUAGAGAGCAUUUUCUUCCCAAGUGAAGGAAGUAAUUUGACUCCAGCACAUCACCACGGUGACUUCAGGUUUAAGACCUACGCUCCCAUCGCCUUCCGCUAUUUCAGAGAACUCUUUGGCAUUCGACCUGAUGAUUAUCUGUACUCUCUGUGUAAUGAUCCUUUGAUCGAAUUGUCCAACCCUGGAGCAAGUGGAUCGAUAUUUUAUGUGACAAGCGAUGAUGAGUUCAUUAUUAAAACAGUGCAGCACAAAGAGGCAGAGUUUCUGCAGAAGCUGCUGCCCGGGUACUUCAUGAAUCUGAAUCAAAACAAGAGAACGCUGCUCCCGAAGUUUUACGGCUUGUACUGCGUGCAGGCGGGCGGAAAGAACAUCCGUAUCUGUGUAAUGAAUAACCUGUUGCCCCGCAGUGUGCCUAUGCACCUCAAAUAUGACCUGAAGGGCUCCACGUACAAGCGACGUGCCUCCCCUAAAGAGAGAGAGAAAAGCGUUCCCACUUACAAAGAUCUGGAUUUCAUCCAGGAUAUGCCUGAGGGGAUCCAGCUAGAACCAGACAACUAUAACGCCCUCAGCAAAACCAUCCAGCGGGACUGCCUGCUACUGCAAAGCUUUAAGAUUAUGGACUACAGUCUGUUGGUGGGGAUCCAUAACUCAGAUCUGGCAUCUCGUGAGCGAGCUGGGGCAGUAGAGAGCGGGGGGUCCGAUGGGGCCGUAACGCCAGACCACAGGAGGCCGCAGGCUCAGAAAGCUCUCUACAGCACUGCUAUGGAGUCUAUACAGGGAGAGGCCAAAGGCAAAGGAACCCUGGAAACAGAGGACCAAUGGGGAGGAAUCCCUGCACGCAACAGUAGAGGAGAAAGAAUACUGAUUUAUAUUGGAAUCAUCGACAUAUUGCAGUCAUACAGAUUUAUUAAAAAAAUAGAACAUUCCUGGAAGGCCUUAGUUCAUGAUGGGGACACGGUCUCUGUACAUCGGCCUGGAUUCUACGCUGAGCGAUUCCAGCGUUUCAUGUGCAACACAGUUUUUAAGAAAGCACUAAAAUCAUCUCCCUCAAAGAAGAGUCGAAGUGGCUGUUCGAGUGUUGUGAGACGACUUCCAAUGGGAAGCACUGCUUCUGCACCCAGUGGACAGACAGUCGCUGACGCCAGAUUGACGUACCGUACUCACUUUAACCAGGUUGAUACAGAAGGAGAGAGUGGCAUGCAGUCGGGCAGACCAGACCUGCUCCCACAAACCGAUCCUUUGGCUGGAAGUUCCAGUGAAUUUGCGGCAACAAAUCUCCCCAACUCCUUAUCUGGCAGCAUAGGAAUGACAUCUUCACCACCUCAAAGGUCAGUAGGGGUGGAAGUGCACAAAUCUGCAGUCAUUGAGCCUGACAACAGCGCCCCUUACAGCACUGGAGCCGAAUACUUAGAUGAGCAGUUAAGCAACGAAGAUGCCAUUUCACUCAAAGACAUCAUCCCAGAAACUGACAUUUGUUUUUAAGAGCAGAGCGAUGACUGACGACAGGAGCGGAGCAUUUAAAUGAGAGAUGGACACAGAACCUCAAAAGAGAUGAGGGGCGCUUCUGAGCGCUGAUAUGAUGGGGAUUUUCUCUCAGUGGAAGCUUCAGAAGGAACUCCAGGUCCUCAGCACAAUGAAAUAAGUUUUAAAAGUGAGUGAUAGAGAAAAUGAAGGAAAGCCACUGAGCAAGGAGUUGUACAGUUUUAGUGGCUUUUUCUCUUUCUCUUGCACAGGAAAUGCUGCUAAAACUAAUUUUAACCACAAAACUAUUGGAAAAGUGAUGUUGGUAUCUCAGUCACACUCUUUACUGCCUUUGUUAUCUCUUAAACAUUAAAAACAAAGCAAGCAGGAUGCACAAACUAUUUAGUUUUCUAAACCUAGCUAGUGCUGGAAGAAAAAAAAAACGUUACACAGUUAGCACCACUUUAUAGUAUGGAGGCUAUGUUGCAUAAAUCUUUAUUAGCAUAGAUCUUAUUUAUAUACAGUAGGUCUUUAAACCUUUUGAUUCUCUCUGAACUGGUGUGACUCGGACUAAUGGCUGCUAGCGCUCCAGUAUACUUAUCUCAGAUGGCAUUAUGCUGUGACAGAGUGUGCAUCAGAGAUAAGUAAGUUCUAUUUCUCAGUGGCUUCUGUAUAUACAUAUAUGAAGGUUAAUUUUGUUUUUUUUUUUGAGUAAAUCUGGUGAGAGCAUCUCAUUGGUGGGUUUUUCCAGCUCUUUCUGUGUUGACAGCAUGUGCCCUAAGAGCAACGAAAAUAUGGGGGGAAAGACCAAAAAUGAUUCCCACUUUGUUAAAAAGUAAUGCAUUUGAAUGUUACAGAUAAAAUAGCUUUGUAUCUUUGAAAAAUCCCACAGUCAGGUUUAGUAUUUCAUGAUUAGCUGCUUUAUGAUUGCUAUGGAAGCCUGUUUCCGCCACUGAAUAAAAAAUAAAAAAGGUAAUUGUGACUUUUUAUCUCACAAUUCUGACUUUUUUUCUCAGAGUUGUAAGAUAUAAA